AUAACAGUGCUUUAGGAUGCUGGAGCAGAGCAGCAGCGUAUCAUCAGGACCACAAGAAGUGAGAGUGGGAUGGAGAUGGAGACACUGAGUGAGAUGUAAAUGGAGAAGCAGCAGUGUCACCAAGACAAAUUGGACAUCCGUACGAUUUUGAAGUGCUUUGCAUUAAAACACAAACAGCAUCCCUUCUCUCUAAAGUAAUCCAUUACUGACAAUUAAUGUCAAACUGCACGCUGGAGCAGCUUCAUGCUGCCUUGCUGGCUGAAACAUUGCUAAUGGAAAGAAAGCCUUAUAAGAUCCAGCUGAUCAAAACACACCUAAAUGCAGCAUAAUGCCUUCAAAAGUGUCAUGUUUGUACCUGUUGACUGUGGUCUGCUGGGCGAGCGCUCUCUGGUACCUGAGCAUAUCUCGCCCGACAUCCACUUAUGUCGGCCACAUGUCAGUGCCUGCACACAAGGCUCCGAAGACCCUGAAAAACAUCACCUUCACCAACAUCCACACCCGCUCCCUUAACCCACACGCCUUUGAGUUUGUCAUCAACGAGCCGAAGAAGUGCGAAAGUGCCGCUCCCUUCCUGGUCAUCCUCAUCAGCACCACGCACAAGGAGUUUGACGCACGGCAGGCCAUCCGGGAGACCUGGGGGGACGAGAGUACCUUCGGCGACAUCCGCAUCCUCACCAUCUUUCUGCUGGGCAGGAACACGGACCCCAUCCUGAACCAGAUGGUGGAGCAGGAGAGCCAGAUCUUCCAUGACAUCGUGGUGGAGAACUUCAUUGACUCCUAUCACAACCUCACCCUCAAGACCAUGAUGGGCAUGCGCUGGGUGGCCACCUUCUGCCCCAAGGCGCAGUACAUCAUGAAGACAGACAGCGACAUCUUUGUCAACAUGGACAAUCUGAUCUACAAGCUCCUGAAGCCCACCACCAAGCCGAGGAGGAGAUAUUUCACCGGCUAUGUGAUAAACGGUGGCCCCAUUAGGGAUAUGCGUAGUAAGUGGUACAUGUCCAGGGACUUGUAUCCUGACAGUAAGUACCCGCCUUUCUGCUCGGGCACUGGCUACGUGUUCUCAGCGGACGUCGCCGAGCUCAUCUACAAGACUUCAUUACACACGAGACUGUUGCACCUGGAGGAUGUGUACGUGGGACUGUGUUUGCGUAAGCUGGGUAUACACCCGUAUCAGAACAGUGGCUUCAAUCACUGGAAAAUGGCCUACAGUCUGUGCAGGUACAGACGGGUUAUCACCGUGCACCAGAUCUCCCCGGAGGAGAUGCACCGCAUCUGGAACGACAUGUCCAGCAAGAAGCACCUGAGAUGUUAGGGGGGACACUCAACAACUUCCUUUUAUUUUUGCCUUUUCUCUUUUUUUUAAACUGAGUAAUGUAAAAAACAUUGAGGGCUGCUGCGAAGUCUCUAUUCCAUGAUAGAUGUUUUCAUUAAAGGGAUAGUUCGGGUGUUUUGAAGUGGAGUUGUAUGAGGUACUUAUCCAUAGUAGAAAGUAGAUGAUGGUUGGCGCACCCACAGCAUCGAGAAACUGACAAGAGCACCGGCGCCAGAGCAAAGCAAUGCUGGCAGCAGCGUCACAUAAUUGUGAUUGGCCUCGGUGCAAAUGUUUUUCUUGGGCCCUCGCCCCAAAUACAAGUGCACACUAAUGUAACACCCUGCCCUGAACUCAGCAGCCAAAUGUUAUCACAGAGACAGAUUAUAGUAGGUGCCCAUUCUCCAACAUAUGAGAUGUGCUUUUAUAGAUUUAAAUCCCUGAUCCCACUCCAUAAUAAUAAAAAGAAACCAGUACUCACCCAUUAGAAGUUUAUCCUGCAGGUCUUGUGCUCCGCUAAGUCAUUAACAACACUGCUCAAGAACCAUGUCCUUUUUUAUUGGAAUGUCCUGUUUGUCAGACGCCUAGCUGUUUCUAUUUAUUCCUGUCACUCGCCUUGAAAUCGCCUUAAAAUCGACUAGGAGCAGCUGAUUGGUGAAGUUGAAAUUUCACUACAAACACCUUAAUAAGGAGACAGCUGGCUGGAGGGAGAUCGCCAGAGAGCUGAAAGUUUCCUGCUG
This is a messenger RNA of Sebastes umbrosus (honeycomb rockfish), 2052 nucleotides long. RefSeq names its product UDP-Gal:betaGlcNAc beta 1,3-galactosyltransferase, polypeptide 1b (gene b3galt1b). Gene Ontology annotation, molecular function: N-acetyl-beta-D-glucosaminide beta-(1,3)-galactosyltransferase activity. Lineage: Eukaryota; Metazoa; Chordata; Actinopteri; Perciformes; Sebastidae. Gene Ontology annotation, cellular component: membrane. The record is from RefSeq and is a predicted model, not a curated record. Bases 329 to 1315 code for a protein of 328 amino acids. The transcript has 2 exons.